Limulus polyphemus (Atlantic horseshoe crab) is the source of this 642-nucleotide messenger RNA. Its product is annotated as acanthoscurrin-2-like. The coding region runs from base 1 to 642 and encodes 213 amino acids. The record is from RefSeq and is a predicted model, not a curated record. NCBI's taxonomy places the organism in Eukaryota, Metazoa, Arthropoda, Merostomata, Xiphosura, Limulidae. The transcript has 2 exons.
AUGAUCCACAACAAGAUUUUAGUUGGGCUAUGUCUGUGUCUCCUACUAUCAGGGGUGGCCAGUAAAGAUGAGGAAGCUAUUUCUGAUGAUUCUCAGGAUCUCAGAGCUGACGCUACCGGAUACGGAGGAGGUGGUGGAAGUUAUGGAGGAGGAGGAGGCGGAAGUUAUGGUGGAGGUGGUUUUGGAGGAAUUGGAGGUGGAUUGGGUGGAUUUGGUGGUGGUGGUGUAGGAGCAACAGUUCUUGCUAUUCCUAUCAGUCUGUCGUCCGUAGGAGGUGGAUUUGGCGGUGGAUAUGGAGGCGGUGGAAUAGGAGGUGGUGGACUUGGACUUGGUGGUGCAAUAGGAGGCGGUGGAUAUGGUGGCGGUGUAAUAGGGGGUGGUGGAUAUGGUGGCGGUGGAAUAGGAGGUGUUGGAUAUGGUGGCGGUGGAUUUGGAGGUGGUGGAUAUGGUGGCGGUGGUCUUGGAGGUGGUGGGUAUGGUGGAGGUGGAUUUGGAGGGGGUGGACUUGGAGGUGGAGGUAUCAUUACUCUUCGACUAUCCUCUGUAAAUGUUGGCGGUCUUGGUGGUGGAUUUGGCGGAGGCGGAUCUGGAAGAGGUGGUGGGAAAGGUGGAUAUGGAGGAAGAUCAAUCUGGUGGGAUUAA